This is a messenger RNA of Vigna angularis (adzuki bean), 1412 nucleotides long. RefSeq names its product putative RING-H2 finger protein ATL21B. Gene Ontology annotation, molecular function: polysaccharide binding. The record is from RefSeq and is a predicted model, not a curated record. The transcript is spliced from 2 exons. Lineage: Eukaryota; Viridiplantae; Streptophyta; Magnoliopsida; Fabales; Fabaceae. The coding region runs from base 70 to 1209 and encodes 379 amino acids.
UUGAACAGUCUAGCACCACUCUGAACAUUUCAUCGAAAGCUGAAGUCAACACUCAGCACUUUCCCAAACAUGAAAAUCCCGAAUCCCAUACUCUCGCUCUUCAUCCUCUUGAACCCUUCCCUAGUACUGGCAAACAUAGAGACAUGUUCAGACAGCGUUUGCCAGGGUGGUGAGCCAGUAAUCCGAUUUCCCUUCCGCAUAGAAGGAAAUCUCGCAGAACCAUGCGGAUACCCAGGCUUCAUAGUCUCCUGCAACCAGAACGCCCAAACACUCCUCAACCUACCAAAUUGGGGCCCACUCAAAAUCCAAACUAUAAACUACGCCGCACAGCAACUGUGGGUCAACGAUCCCGACAACUGCCUCCCCAAACGUCUUCUCUCUCUCAAUCUCUCCACCUCUCCCUUCCGUGCCGUUUACCACCAGCAGUUUACCUUCUUCAACUGCUCCGUCAAUUUGGCGAACCUCGUUCGUCGAUACCGUCCUAUAGGUUGUCUGAGCGAUUCUCCCAAGUACGCCGUUUUCGCCACGCCUUCUACGACUGUGGUUGGCCACUUGUCUUCCGUGUGUGAUUUCGUGGCCACGGUGAAGGUGCCUGUGCAGUCACCGUUUUACGAUCAAGUCACAUCGUCGGAACUCGGCGAGGAUCUGCGUCUCUCGUGGGAUUCGCCGGCGUGCGGUAGGUGUGAGUCCCACGGUGGCCGGUGCGGCUUUAAGAGUGACGAGACUUUUGAGCUUGACUGUUAUGGUUUCCCUUCGAAAGGAAUUUCCCGUGGUGCCCGUUACGCCAUAGCCAUAUGCAUAGGGGUACCAGCUAUGUUAUGUUCCUUUGGAGUAUUGAGUUGCAUCUGCAGCUGGCUCAAAAUGAGGAACCAUGAUGGACCUUGGACUCACGAAACUGUGGCAGAUUUUGAGGCUCUAGUAGGCUCAAGGCCCACAUCAUCAGUAUCGGGCCUGGACAGACCCACAAUCGAAUCGUACCCAAAAAUAGUUAUUGGUGAGAACAGACUGUUACCGAAGAAGGGGGAAAAAAUGUGCUCAAUAUGUUUGUCAGAGUACAUGCCAAAAGAGACAGUGAAAAGCAUACCUGAAUGUGGACACUGCUUUCAUGCACAAUGCAUCGAUGAAUGGCUUCCACUGAACGCCUCCUGCCCAAUCUGCCGAACUUCUCCCCGAAAGUUUCCACAACCUCGUGCUCGAUCAUCAACAUAAUAUACAGUAAUGUUUCCACUUUUUACAUUUCUUCUAUAUAUCUCUAUCAAUCAUGAAGUUGUCAUCAAAUGUGAUUAAUCUUUCUUUUAUGCCUCCAACCAUAGUUGGAAAAUACACCACAACUUAUUUGAGAGUAUAAUUGUUUUAUUGUUUCGUGUAUAUGUAAUCAAGUGUUUAUUUAAAGUAGUUUUUUUCAUUUUUCA